Messenger RNA from Oryzias melastigma (Indian medaka), 907 nucleotides. RefSeq names its product dynein, axonemal, light chain 1 (gene dnal1). Bases 155 to 670 code for a protein of 171 amino acids. Gene Ontology annotation, molecular function: protein kinase binding. NCBI's taxonomy places the organism in Eukaryota, Metazoa, Chordata, Actinopteri, Beloniformes, Adrianichthyidae. The record is from RefSeq and is a predicted model, not a curated record. The transcript has 8 exons. Gene Ontology annotation, cellular component: cytoplasm.
UGGUCAGUUCGAGUGUUUCCAUUCGUUUCCCAAUUCUAUUUGUUGGUGUGGUCACUGCUUUUGACACCUUAAGAUAUAUGGCGCGUCAUCCUACAACUGAGCGCUUUUUUCUGCUAGAGCCACCACAGUAAAACACGCUCUGGCCAAAUGGGAAAUGGACUCAAAACAGAAGGCAAGUGAAGCUACAGAGAUCAAACUGUUUGGUCAAGUUCCGCCCAUUGAAAAGUUGGACGAUUCUCUCUCAACUCUCAUCAAUUGCGAGAAGCUGUCUUUAUCAACAAAUAGGAUCGAGAAAAUAACCAAUCUCAGCGGUCUCAAGAAUCUGAAGAUUUUGUCAUUAGGCAGAAAUAACAUCAAGACACUUGUUGGGCUGGAGCCACUUCAGGACACUUUAGAGGAGCUGUGGAUUUCCUACAAUUUGAUAGAAAAGCUUAAAGGAAUCAACUAUUUUAAGAAGCUGAAGGUCCUCUACAUGUCCAACAAUUUGGUGAAUGAUUGGGACGAAUUCAUGAGACUAGCUGAUCUCCCGUUGCUGGCAGACCUGGCUUUUGUGGGAAAUCCUCUCCAGGAGAAGUGUGCGCCGCAGUCCAAAUGGAUACAGGAAGUCUCUAAAAGGCUUCCUGAUCUAAAGAAAGUGGAUGGAGCUCACAUCGUAAAAAAUGAAGAUUAAGAAGAAGAAAAACAAUGCCAUUCAUACUUCUUUUUGCAUGGUUUGUAGAAGUUAAAACAUUUUUACAUUUUUUUAUUUAAGAAAAGUCUGGGAAGUCAUUCAAAUGUUUAAACUAUACCAUAAUAGUUUAAGUUAUUAUUGAAUAUACUAUUUAUGUUUAAAGUUUUGUGUGCCACUGCAUUUUCAAGCAGAAGCUAAAGCAUGAACAAGCACAAUAAAUUUAAUAUGUUUCUCCUA